AUUUAUCAUAUCUCAUUUUUCGCUCUCUUUCACUCUAUAUAUGAACAGUGAAUGUGUUAUAGAAGUGUGUACCAACUAUUUUCCCUCUUAAAAAAUGUAUGAAGCAUGCAAAUGGGUGGUGGACAGAUUGUUCUGUGGGUCCACACCCAAUUGGGACGCGUGGGUGAGCAUUCACUUUCAUUCCGUCAGAACAUGAGUCCAUCAAAGGAAGAGCAUGCAAUUGCAAGCAAACAAGGUUGUUUCUGUUUGGUCACACUUUUGACUGUAACUAUUUGCCAACCUUAACUUGUCCCUCUAUUGCAAUAUAACAUCAUUUUCUCUUUUCCUUGUCUUGUUUUUUCCUUUUGACAAUUCCACUUUUCAUUCUCUUUGGUUGGUUUUAUGCUCACCCCAGAUUCCCAUUUCCCUCAGCAUCUACCAUUUGUUCCCUUUUCCUCUCUGUUUAUGGGAAGUGGAUUCUAAACACCCUUCCUUUAUUUUUCUGCUUUUUUUAGUUCAAAUCUGAUGAUGGUGGAUGUUCAUCUUUAGCUGUCAAGAAUCUUAAGUAUUUGCUUGUGUUGGAGAGAAAGAUGAAGGAUUUCCCAGGGACACCUGGCACUGGCCUUGGUUUGGCUCUAAGGAUGGCACAGUUCAUUUUUGCUGCUGGGUCAAUUGCUUCCAUGACUACCACACCCAGUUUCUUUAACUUCACAGCCUUUUGUUACUUGAUAGCUUCAAUGGGUUUACAAGUCAUUUGGAGCUUUAUGCUUGCUUUAUUGGAUGCAUAUGCCUUGGUGAAAAAGAAGGUCCUCCACAACCCUCUACUUGUUAGUCUCUUUGUGGUUGGAGAUUGGGUAACAGCAAUACUAUCUCUAGCUGCAGCAUCUUCCUCAGGUGGCAUCACAGUUUUGUACUUUCAUGAUCUUGGACAUUGCCGUUUUGGAGAGGGAUGCCGGAAGUAUCAGAUUUCAGUUGCACUAGCCUUCUUGAGCUGGAUACCAAUUUCAAUUUCAUCUCUAAUUAUGCUUUGGAUAUUAGCUGCAGGGUAGAAUCAUCCGAAAGGUUGUUCAUGUGAUUGAAAAUCUGCAAUUGAAAGUGUCAAUAGUAAAGGAAAUAGAGUAGAUGUUUACACUCGUUCAAAUUGAUUCCUUCAUUUCAACCAGAACUGGGUCAGAUUGUAAAGAGAGAGAGAAAAAAAUGCGAUUUUGCCUUGCAAAGAAAUUAAUCUAUCAAAACUGUUAUGGUGAUUUCUUGAUCCUGUGACCAGAAGGUCAACUUUUAUGUUUAUAGGAAAUUGGGUUGUGAAUACUGUAAUACUUGUUUUUGUUAGAUAGUUUUCUCCUAUGUUACCUCGCAAGUAUCUGUUAUAUGCUUGGAAAAGGCAUUUACUUGUUCCCAUUAUAAAUUCUUCCCAUUGAUCA
Molecule: messenger RNA, 1400 nt
Organism: Lotus japonicus
Lineage: Eukaryota; Viridiplantae; Streptophyta; Magnoliopsida; Fabales; Fabaceae
Product: CASP-like protein 5B3
Exons: 3
Coding region: 570-1028 (152 amino acids)
Cellular component (GO): plasma membrane
Source: RefSeq, a predicted model, not a curated record